AUCUAACAGCGAAUCACAAACAAAUAAUUGGACUACACAAUAGAAUUAUUAUCAGUAUAAAUAUAGGGGACGCGGCCAGCAUAAUUGAAACCAUGUCACUAUAGUGUCAUUAACAGCAAUCAAACAUUACACAUCUUCUGGAAAAUCCCAAAAGCAAGCAGUGACGUCAUUUGUGAAACAAAGCAAAAACUGCGCAGAAACACAAGGGAAAUCUGUGUUAGGCAAGGUCCGUCGAAAAAGGGGCGGAGGUGUUAUAGAAACUGAUCCCCCAGAUUUCACUUUUACCACAAUUAAAAACUGAUUAAAAAUCGAAGAGGAGCGAGUUCAAAGUAUUCAGUUCACCAUGACGCGCGAUGAGAAGCUGCCGCUGAAACAGGCGGAGGUCUCCAUACAAAGGUUUCAGGAUAUGGCGGUGCCACACCAUCUGAGCUUAUUAAAGAACCAUCGCAGCAAUAUAGAAAAAAGUCUUGCACUUGGCGACUGGCAAAAAAUCAAAAAAGAGGAACUCAAUGCCUUGAGGGUUAUCAAACAGAUCAAAAAUCUACUCUUAGAAAUGGAUGCACUGCGUGAGAAAGUGAGGGAGGAGGAUCUGGAACGAUUUGAUGCCCUGAUGCGCCCUGGCAGAGAAAAAGCCUUUGCUGGCAUGAAGGAAUUUGCAGAACUGCAACUUAAAUCACCUACCUCCACUUUAAGUUCCCAGUACGACGAUGACAUGGAUAACCAACCCCAGGAGGUGGACAUGAACAGUUUACCCGCACACCGGAAUAUGCCACAACUGCAAUUGAAUUUUCAGCUGGAGGAGCACACGUUAGCCCAAAGACAAGCCUGUCUUGACCAGAUGGAGAACUUGCAAAAGGAGAUCUACGAUCUGCAUGGAAUGUUCAAUGGCAUGCGGCAACUUACUGCAGAGCAGUCGGUGGCGGUGGAGAAGAUCGCAGACAAUGCGGAGGAAGCCUUGGAAAAUGUCCAGCAAGGCGAGCUGAACCUGCGCCGGGCUCUUACCUACAAGAAGGCCAUGUAUCCCGUAGUUGGUGCUCUUCUUGGCACCUGUGUUGGUGGACCCAUUGGGCUGGUGGCUGGUAUCAAAGCUGGUGGACUAGCCGCAGUAGGUUGUGGCAUUCUGGGCUUCACCGGAGGCUCUGUUCUAAAGGCCAAUCCAAAUGUCAUGCAUGGCAAUAUCGAGGAAGAACAAGUGGAACCGGAUAGCGAGUCCACCGAGAGACUGGAGCUCAAGGAGAAGCCAGAAUGACCCACCGAAGACAGUGACCGAAUCGCAUCCACGGCUCUGGCCAGGACGCACAUCUGGUCGGCGAAUACACGGCGUUUGGAGGCGGCAACCAGCGGAGUAAUCUGCAGUGUGCGCAGCUAUUGUUCCGUUCAAUAGAGAUUUUAUACCAAUUUUAGUUCAAUAUCCCCCAUUUUGUGAUUAUCCAUGUGCAGUAGAGCUAAACAGCAUCAUCUCCACUUUGUGUCUAGUUUAAGCGUUGAAUAUUUGUUGUUCACAUGACACCGCAACUGUGUGUAGGUUUUAAGGCUUUAAUAUGCAAUAAUAACUCUUAGCUUUAACUACUA
This is a messenger RNA of Drosophila eugracilis, 1572 nucleotides long. It is a transcript of the gene Syx17, whose product is annotated as syntaxin-17. Gene Ontology annotation, biological process: vesicle fusion; exocytosis; intracellular protein transport. The transcript has 3 exons. The coding region runs from base 344 to 1249 and encodes 301 amino acids. Gene Ontology annotation, molecular function: SNAP receptor activity; SNARE binding. NCBI's taxonomy places the organism in Eukaryota, Metazoa, Arthropoda, Insecta, Diptera, Drosophilidae. Gene Ontology annotation, cellular component: plasma membrane; SNARE complex; autophagosome membrane. The record is from RefSeq and is a predicted model, not a curated record.